Messenger RNA from Tarenaya hassleriana, 681 nucleotides. Its product is annotated as WUSCHEL-related homeobox 11-like. The transcript has 4 exons. Gene Ontology annotation, molecular function: DNA-binding transcription factor activity. Gene Ontology annotation, biological process: adventitious root development. The coding region runs from base 1 to 522 and encodes 173 amino acids. NCBI's taxonomy places the organism in Eukaryota, Viridiplantae, Streptophyta, Magnoliopsida, Brassicales, Cleomaceae. The record is from RefSeq and is a predicted model, not a curated record.
AUGGUUAACCCACCAAAAGACGAGACCGUCAGAAUAAGAAAGAUGCUCGAACAAUUCGGAGCCGUAGGAGACGCAAAUGUCUUCUACUGCAAUUCUGAUAGCUAUUUUCUUGGUACACAAUCUCAAGUCCCUUCGUUUUACCACGGCGUUUCCUCAUUGGCAUCUUCUGGUUCAUCUUCUUUGGGUGGUAUUGACAUGGAGAAUCUCUUCACAAUGCCAAGCCAAAUGGGUUUCAACGAGGCUGAUCAUCAUCAUCAAUAUGUCUCUAAUGUUGCUUCAAAUCUGUGCCCAACUGACCAAAAUUCAAACUUUCAGUUCCAACAGGGAGGGACGAUAACAGUGUUCAUCAACGGAGUUCCGACAGAAGUUCCAAGAGGACCGAUCAACACGAAAGCGAUGUUUGAUGAAGAUUUGGUGUUGUUGCAUUCCUCAGGAGAUCCUCUUCCCACUGAUGAGUUUGGCUUCUUGAUGUACAGUUUGCAACAUGGUGAUGCUUAUUUCCUGGUUCCGAGACAGACAUGAACUGGCUUUGCUCUUGUGUUAUGCGGUGACGCAACAGAUACCUUGUUAUACUACCUACCUUUGCUCCUAUGGUCCAAUCUUCUUUGUUGUUCGUUUGUCGUGUAUUCCAAGUUCCCAUGGCUUGUUCAUCUUAUUUGUGAAAAUAUAUAUAUAUAUAUA